Messenger RNA from Babesia bovis T2Bo, 3517 nucleotides. RefSeq names its product MIF4G (middle) domain family protein. The transcript has a single exon. Bases 329 to 3460 code for a protein of 1043 amino acids. Gene Ontology annotation, molecular function: translation initiation factor activity; protein binding; mRNA binding. Gene Ontology annotation, cellular component: eukaryotic translation initiation factor 4F complex. The record is from RefSeq and is a predicted model, not a curated record. NCBI's taxonomy places the organism in Eukaryota, Apicomplexa, Aconoidasida, Piroplasmida, Babesiidae.
CCACAGUCAAGAGAAGCCAUUUGACAACAUAAACAUACUGGAAAAUGAUGCUUAAGGCAACAUAGCUUGUCUUUUGCGAUAUUUGCUAUAUUGUUGCAUAGAAAAGAGAACACGACGAGUUGAGCUGCUAGCUGCCGCAAAGCGGUGAAGCUCCUCGUUUGUUCUUCUAUCCAUAGGUUUAAUCUAUCGGAUAUAAAAUCGCAUUUGAUUUAUUUAUGUGAUGUUAUUAGUUAGUGUAUUACGUAAAAACAUCAGGGUAAACAUAUUGUAGACUCCUGGAGAUAUUUCAAUAUUUAGACAGGCUGAGUCGACACACAUCAACAAUAAAAUGGCGACGGAACAAGGGGAUAAUCCCGAUGAAAAUGCUCCGAAGAGUACAACUACGUUCAAUGUCGAUGCACCAGAAUUUAAUCCUAAUCCAACGCGAUCAUCUGGGACGUUGAACGCUGAUGCUCCGGAGUUCAUACCUGGUAAACUCGGUACAUAUGACGGAGGUCUAGGGUAUGUUUCAGUUAGUGAUAUGAAACAUGGGAAGAGGUACAAUAGAGGUGCCUACCAGAGACCAUCGCAAAUGCAUCAAGCGGGGAUGCAAUACCACCCACGUUGGUCCCCGCAAUACGUUCCAAUGUGGGUUCCAUAUUCAGUAGAAAUGGAUAGAAGCGGUGCUGUUUACGAUUAUUCGCCAUACCAUUACGGUCAACGAAGAGGAUAUGAUGGUCAUCCCAGGCAUAACAGGUUUUCAAAGCAUCCAUCAGCAGAUGGAGAGCUACCGAAAAGGGAACCGCGAACACCUCAUGGCAUGUCGGUGCAUGCUAACGCUGGAACAUAUUCGAAAUAUUCUGAUUCGCAAGGUGUUGAGACAACCCAUGUGGAUUCAGUUUCAGUUGGGCCUUCCACUGAGGAUGGACCAGUAAAAGAUGCUACUUCUACGCCCAAGAAAAUGACGUUGCAAAAUUCAAAGGAUAAUCAAAGCACAUGGGCAGACAAAUUCCGUCAAACAAACGCCGAACAAGGGGAGCCAGAUGUUGUUAAAACAGAGGAACCAACACAACCAGCACCUUCAUGGAAUGGUAGACCGACUUUUGCUGAAAUGAUGAAGAAAGCCGUCGGAAGAGAUCGAAAGCUGCAGGAGACUCCACCUGAGUUACCAGUUCAACCUGUAGUAGAUAAUGCUGAACCCGUGAACGAGCGUCUUGAAGAAGUAACUCCCACUGACACUUGUGUUGCGAAAGACAACAAAUCACCCGUCAAUGUGCCGCCUCAAGUUGUGGAUGUAUCUGUGGAAAAUAAGACCGUAACAGAAGAGGCAUCAGAGCCUGUACAGGAUCCCAUAUCUGAAACAGCAGAGGUAUCGAUGUUGGCAAUGGAUUUAGAUAAAUGUCACAUUAACCAAGAACCACCAGUUGAAGACUAUACUACAACUCCGAAACACAAAGAGGCAGAAACAACUGAUGUGGAGACCGAAACAUUUCAAAAUCAAGAGCCUAUUGUUAAACCAGAGGACGAUGGUGAAUUGGAAAAUCGCGAAAUUCCAAUUCAGGAAACGAAGGUCGAACCAAAUGCAGAAGCCGUUUUGGAAGAUGAGACUGAAUACCAAGAGGUUGAAGAGCCAAGUGAGGUUGUUGAUAAGGAUUCCUGUUUGAUUUCCGCAACUGAUGACAGUGUUGAUGACGAUGUAGCUGAAACAAAUGAGGGCACUAAAAUGAUCUAUGAUGGUCAAUACACAGUAGACAAAUUGUUGGCUUGUGGUUUUGAAUUAAAGAAACAUUAUAUGGAAGAGAAGCUACGUUGGGGUUUCAUGGGUCCUGGCCGUGAAUCCAAGGGCUCUGACCAUCGUCGUGGCGUAACUUAUGAUGACAGAACUAAUAACUCGAGAUAUAAGGGUGAAAACUGGCCGACGCAAAGGCGCUCUGCACGAUAUGAUGUUAAGAGCUUUGGUUCUUCUAACAAAGGUGUUGAGUUUUCAAGGGAUCAAUUAGAAGCAGUAUCAAUACCCCGUGCCUCGGAAUCCUCCUGGAUUAUUAAACAAGCAAAGCUUAAAAUGGACAAGGAACAACAAUUAAUCCGCAAAUUAAUGGGUUUGCUAAAUCGUUUAACCGUAGAGAAGUUCGACACCAUUUACAAGCAGGUUUUGAGUAGUGGUGUGGAGACAUAUAACCAAGCGUUUGUGCUUGUCAAAAUUAUCUUUGAAAAGGCUAUUACCCAACACCAUUUCAUUCCCAUGUAUGUGGAAUUAUGUGCUAAGCUAUCGUAUGAUUUAAAUAAUUUUACCGAUAAUGAAGAUGCAUCUGUCGCACAGGGUGAUAGCUCCACAACUGGUAAAAGUGAUCAGAAGGCAACUAGAAGGAGUGACUUCAUGAAGAUAUUACUCAACUGUUGUCAGGAUUCUUUUGAAAAUAAUUUGAAGCCAAUGGAGUGUCCACCUGAUUUAGAAGGUGAUGAUAAAUUUGAAUUUGAGCUUAAAUAUAAGCACAGAAUGAGAGGUAACAUGAUUUUCGUUGGUGAACUGUUUAAACAGAAGCUAUUGGCAGCAAAAUUACUUAUAACGUGCUUGAGUGAAGUCUUUGCUAAACGUAAUGAAUGCAUUGCAGCUACCGGAAGAAUAGAAACCGGUGACAACCACUUGGAGGGCAUGUGUACACUUUUGCAGACUGUAGGUAAAUGUUUCGACACCGACAAAUGGAAAUAUUCCGGGGAAUUUGAAAAAUAUAUUCAAAUGCUCACUGAUUUGGGAAGGAAUCCAAAUAUUUGUUUCCGUAUAAGGUGUCUUAUACAAAAUGUCCUAGACAGCCGGCAUGGUAACUGGACUACAUCCACUCCAUAUAAGCCAGAGGGCCCUUGUAGGCUCCAAGAACUUAGAACAAAGGUUAUGGAGCAGGAGAAGCAACAGGAUGAAAACGCUUGGAGACUGAAGAAGCGUGGUAAGAAUCUUGAAAUCAAGACUCCGUCGUCUAAACCUUCACCUGCUCCAAACGUUUUAGCAAAUCCCAUAGUUAUUGAGCCAUUGUCAUCAGAGGAAAUCAAGAGGAGAACACGUGGCAUUGUUAAGGAGUUGGUCAUGUCACACGAUGCUGCAGAGGCUUCGCUGUGUAUCAGUGAGUUGAACCUUGCACAAGGUCAGGAUGUGGAACUGUUCUGCCAUAUAUUCAAUGCUGCUCUCGAGUCGUGUGCUAAAAUCACAGCGGAAAACGAGCGGCAUAUUGUUGCCAAGUGGAUGGUUGACCUUGCUAUUGGUCGAUUAUCGCAGGAGUCCUUGGUAAAGUGGAUGAAGGGUUUCGUUACCGACGAAACGCCAGAACAUGGCUACAGUAUGAUGAUCGAGGACUAUCCGGUGGUGCCUCUUAUGUUAAAGGAGCUCCUUGUAUGCAUGAAGGAGAGAUACUCCAACGUGUCGGGUUUUGACGAGGUCUCCAAAAUUAUCGAAAACGAUAUAUAUCCUAACGCGGCCAUGAUUAACUAAUUCUUAAUGAUUGAAUGAAUUUAGUACUAUAUAUACGAUGAUUAGCGGUGCCGUGUU